Molecule: messenger RNA, 285 nt
Organism: Strongylus vulgaris
Lineage: Eukaryota; Metazoa; Nematoda; Chromadorea; Rhabditida; Strongylidae
Source: the annotation of a GenBank genome assembly
AUCUCGAACUUGGGUAUGUUUGGCAGCGUUGAGGCAUUCACUGCAAUAAUCAAUCCACCGCAAGCAGCGAUCCUUGCCGUAGGUGGAACGCGUACGGAAAUGGACGAGGACAUGAAGCCACAGAGCAAGUUCACAGCCACGUUAUGCUUUGAUGCACGAGCUAUAACAGAAACUUCGGCGAAGCGUUUCCUGGAUCACUUCGCAUCGUCGUUGUCUGACCCUGACUUCAUGGUUGCCGAGCCAAUCGACCCUGCGUUGAACUUUGAUUUUGCAAGAUUGCUUUAG